Salvelinus namaycush (lake trout) is the source of this 1507-nucleotide messenger RNA. Its product is annotated as ubiquitin-conjugating enzyme E2 A-like. NCBI's taxonomy places the organism in Eukaryota, Metazoa, Chordata, Actinopteri, Salmoniformes, Salmonidae. Gene Ontology annotation, molecular function: ubiquitin conjugating enzyme activity. Bases 351 to 809 code for a protein of 152 amino acids. Gene Ontology annotation, cellular component: HULC complex. The transcript has 6 exons. The record is from RefSeq and is a predicted model, not a curated record. Gene Ontology annotation, biological process: proteasome-mediated ubiquitin-dependent protein catabolic process; DNA repair; protein polyubiquitination.
GGACACGUAUUAAUCAUUGUUUUUUGAUACAUCAUACGCCAUUCAAUUAACACACUUAAGGAAGAAGUAACACAUUCAAGGAAAAAUACAUUAAAAGCUAAAUUAUCUAAUGUAUCGUUUUACUUAAGAAGAAUACACAAGAUACGUCGCCUAUUUGCUGAAGUGGUAUCGCCUAAUAAACCACGCACUAGCGGCUAGGGUAGGAGGAUAGGAUUUCAGAAGCGACAGCGAAAAAGGAACUGAAUGUUGUUGUAAACACAACAUUAACCAGUUAGCUAUAUUAUAAAGAAAUUGAGUGUAAACAAAACAGUACAUUUAUUUGUAUUACCUUUAUAUAUAUUUAGUUUUCGAUGUCUACUCCUGCAAGAAGACGACUGAUGAGAGAUUUUAAGCGGCUACAAGAAGACCCUCCGGCUGGCGUCAGUGGUGCCCCUUCCGAAAACAACAUCAUGGUGUGGAAUGCAGUCAUAUUCGGCCCAGAAGGGACACCUUUUGAGGAUGGCACAUUUAAGCUCACUGUUGAGUUCACAGAAGAAUACCCCAACAAACCCCCCACAGUGCGAUUUGUGUCAAAGAUGUUUCAUCCAAAUGUGUAUGCAGAUGGGAGUAUAUGUCUGGACAUUCUACAGAAUCGAUGGAGUCCAACCUAUGACGUAUCAUCCAUUCUUACCUCUAUCCAGUCCCUGCUAGACGAACCAAACCCCAACAGUCCGGCCAACAGUCAGGCGGCCCAGCUUUACCAGGAAAACAAGAGGGAGUACGAGAAGCGUGUGUCGGCCAUUGUAGAACAAAGCUGGAGGGACAGUUGACCAGACCCUCUCCCUUCUGUCCUCCUCUGUCCCCAGCACUGAGCUGUGUGACUCGAGUUCUAGUGGAGUACAUCUUAAUUUAUUUUUUAUUUUUAAGCUUUUAUGCACUUUACCUCUCCCUUCCCUUGUAGAACCUCUUUUUUUCUGACACGCUUGGAGUGAUUGUUUUAUUUUAUUUUUGUAUUUUCCCCUCUCAUUUUGGCCUAUCAGGACGUAUGUGCUGAAUCUUGCCUUUGCCACCACGCUCUUCAAUUGAAGACCAUUUUUGGAUGUCAAUUACCUUGCCUCAUACCUUCACUGAAACAAAUGAGUUGGACUGAUUUGUUUAAUGUUUGGAAGAAAUAUCAAUUAUGAUAACCUAGCUUGUAGGUUCCUUCUUUGGUGUGCUCCCCUUACUUUAUAUCAAGCUAAUUUUACAAAGCAGCAUCUGAGCUAUCAAGCUCUACCUUUCUUUGGACAAUUGCUGCCCGUGUUCAUCCUAAACACCCUGAUUGAGAAUCAGACCCACAAGCUUAACCCAUGUCUUUGCUGUGUUGUGAGCUCUGUUACAUGCAUGACAGUGAGUGCAUUCAUGUUGUUCAGUACCCUCAAUGUAUAUAGGAAAACAUACAUCUGGAUUUAUGUACAGAUUUUGCACUGGUUGUUCAUGUCAUUUUUUCCAGCACUUGUAAAUAAAGGCAAAACUACCUUUACUUUGA